AAAAACUCCGUUCGUGUCGUUUGUUUUUGUGCUGCUGGUCGUCGUCGUCGUUUUGUUCUCCGUCGUUUCGUUGGUUGCGCCGCGAGUGUGAACAAAACAAAAUCCUUUCAAUCUUUUCCACACGUUGUGCGCUUUGUGCCUGGUGCGUAAAGGAAUUCCAAAGAAGUGCUAGUAGUUUCACGGAUCCGACUAGCUUUCUAUUAUUCGUGCAGGUCUCGCGAAACAGCCUCAAAAUUCACGACAAAAUGAGGAAUUUCAACUCACCGAAGUUCGGUCACUCCAUGGGAGACGAUUCCGACGACGACGAUUUCGAUUCCGGGACGGAGCCGGAAUUUCUGGUGGAACCGUACGUGCUGGAGGAAUUUCCCAUAACAGAGGAGAUCGAGGAGAUAGAAGGAGAUGAUGAAGAAUAUAAUCCGAAUGAAGAGAUUGGAACAUCGUCAAGCGACGACGAGGACGAUUCGGAUGAUUCAGAUUCCGAUAAGGAGCAGGAAAAUGACGGAGAAGACAGCAGCACGACGAACACGGUUCCGAAGAGGGUAAUCGAUGACUACGAUGAGGACAUGGAGGAGGAUGAAGUGAUCAAAGCCAUAAUUACCGAAAUCAAGAAGCCAAGAUCGAAGCCUCCAGACAUAAAGACAGAGGAUUUCGUAACGGAUCUGUGCUUUCAUCCGGACCAGGACCUUUUGGCCGUGGGAACGACAACUGGGGACGUAAUUGUCUACAAGUUCACAAAUGACGAGUGCACCAUCGUGAACACCCACGAAACCCACACCAAAUCUGUCCGGGACGUGGAAUUCAACGCAGACGGAGAUUUGCUCAUUUCCACAGCGAGAGAUCGCUCCAUUAUGGUGACGGACGUGGAAACAGGCAAGUUGAAACGAUUUUGGGACGAUGCCCAUGAGGAACCGGUCUACACGAUGAGUAUGAUCACGGAGCACACGUUUGCCACCGGGGAUGAUGGAGGAGUGCUCAAGCUGUGGGAUCUUAGGCAGAAGGAUCCCGUUUUCAAACUGAAGGAAGUGGAAGAUUUCAUCUCCUGUAUAAUUACGAACGAGCAGAAAAAGUACCUGCUGAUGACGAGUGGAGAUGGUUACCUGACGACCAUCAAUAUACCACAAAGGAAAAUGUACGUUCAAUCCGAGCCGUACGAGGAGGAACUGACCUGCAUGGGAGUGUUCCGGAGAGACAGCAAACUCGUGGUCGGCUCGUCAAAAGGCAACUUUUACACAUUCAACUGGGGACAGUUUGGAUAUCAUUGUGACGCUUUCAUUGGUCCAAAGGCGGGUGUCAACAAGAUGGUCCCCAUCACGGAACGGAUAGCGGUUACCGGCGGCGAAGAUGGCAUUCUGCGGGCAAUGCACUUGGUACCGGGACGAGUGCUCGGCAUAGUCGGUCAGCACUCGUUGGCGGUCGAGACAAUGGAUAUCAACAGCACCGGAGAGCUGAUCGCUUCCAGCUCGCAUGACAAUGAUAUCCGCUUCUGGAAUAUCAAGUAUUUCGAAGAAUUUGACGACAUCAAGUACAACAGCAAACCGGACAAGAAAGCGAUGACCCACAAUCUACCGUCGUCGAAACAAACUAACGCGGCGGAUUUCUUCUCCGGGUUGGCCGGGGACCAGAGUGGGGCCGAAGGCGAUUGAAGACAUACGUGGAGUGUGGAGUUUUCGGUUACUAAUACAAUGUAAUCGACUAUUUCGGUUAUUCGGUCUCAUCGAAGGUAAGUUUGUCAUAUUCUUAUUUGAACAGUAAGUGUUCAGCGCAUAUUGUCUAUAUAUUUUCCGUGAUGAAAGGUUGUUAAAAGUUAAAGUACGAAAAGAAAAGAGAAACAGUCAUUGAUCCGAACGCUCCUUAGAAGCAACGAUAUUCUAUAAUAAAAAAAAAUCAAGAUUUUGCAUUCAGGUGCAAACUGUAUGCAAUAGUUUCAAA
Messenger RNA from Aedes aegypti (yellow fever mosquito), 1929 nucleotides. RefSeq names its product WD repeat-containing protein 55 homolog. Lineage: Eukaryota; Metazoa; Arthropoda; Insecta; Diptera; Culicidae. The transcript is spliced from 4 exons. The record is from RefSeq and is a predicted model, not a curated record. Bases 246 to 1643 code for a protein of 465 amino acids. Gene Ontology annotation, molecular function: protein binding.